Molecule: messenger RNA, 1044 nt
Organism: Parnassius mnemosyne (clouded apollo)
Lineage: Eukaryota; Metazoa; Arthropoda; Insecta; Lepidoptera; Papilionidae
Source: the annotation of a GenBank genome assembly
AUGGCAAAGUGCGGAGCUUGCGGCAAAUUCCUCUCGUCGACAGGUGGCGUUGGUUGUACAGUCUGUCCAAAUAUAUUUCAUAGGGCAUGUCUAAUGGUGUCUGAUGGAACAACGAUAAGCAAAGAUUGGGUGUGCCCGGAAUGCAAAAAAAAGUCAAGAAAGGGUGAUAACAGCUGUACCCCUGUAAGAGGUAUCUCCGGAAACACCCCGCAAGAACCUCAAGUGAUCAGGAGCCCGCCAUGCAGCGUUGGAACUCAGAAGACUGCUUUGAACGAUGAUGAUUCCCCUGCACGAGAGCUUAGCCGCCAACUUGUUGCCUGCAUGGUCGAGAUGCGAGAACUCCGUAAGGAAAUGGCAGAACUCCAUACAUCCGUUGCAUGCUUCACGGAGCGAAUGAAUGGCUUUGAACGAAGGCUGGAGGUAAUCGAGCAAAUGCAUACUCCUACCAAAGUGAAGGUCAAUGAGUUAGAGAAAACAGUUAAUUUAUUAAAGCAGGAGCUCAAUGACCGGGAUCAAGAGGCACUGCUUUCGGAUCUUGAGAUCGGACAUCUACCUGAGGAGAAGGGGGAGAAUAUCACCCACACCAUAUCUGUUCUAGCAGUAAGGCUAGGGGUACCACUGGAAGAACGGGACGUCGUCUUUGCGGAGCGUGUUGGAGCGGCGCCACUGUCUUUGAGCGCUAGUACGGAAGGAGGCGUAGCGAUACGAGCGCGCCGCGUGGUGGUACGGCUGGCGCGGCGUAGCCUGCGUGACGAGUUGCUGCGCGCUGCUCGCGUGCGUCGCUCAAUCACUACUGCGGACAUCGGGCUGGCCUCCUCGCCCCAACGCCUCUACGUAAAUGAGCGCCUGACGAGGAAUAAUCGGCAGCUAUUCCAUAGGGUCCGUGAAGCCUGUCGAAAGCUUUCGUGGCGCUACUCCUGGACCAGAAGGGGUCGUGUCUACGUUCGCCAAGCAGAGGACAAACCGGUUUACAGCAUCCGCACAGACGAUGACUUUAAUCGUGUUUUUCAGUCAAAUAUUGUUUGCAUUAGCAGCUCUGCAUAG